CUCCCGGACCCCGGCCGCAGUGCUGGGGCCCCGCGGGCGCGCGCGGGCCGUCUCCAUGGCAGCGGCGGCCGCGCGGUGAGGGGGCCGCCCACCCGGCUCCCAGCUCCCGCCGCGGCACCGCAGGCUCGUUGGCACCGCGAGAUUCCGCCCCUGACGGGGCGCCCGCCGAGUGCUCGGCACGGCCUCAGCGCCUAGCCUUUCGGGCCUGUGCAGCCCGGCGAGUCACAGCACCCUGUAAGGACUGCCAGGGGACAAUGAAGGUUCUUCUACUAAAAGACUCUAAGGAGGAUGAUUGUGGCCAAGAUCCAUACGUCAGGGAACUAGGAUUAUAUGGACUUGAAGCCACUCUGAUCCCUGUUUUAUCAUUUGAGUUUUUGUCUCUUUCCAGUUUUUCUGAGAAGCUGUCUCAUCCUGAAGGCUACGGGGGACUCAUUUUUACCAGCCCCAGAGCAGUGGAAGCAGUGGAACUGUGUUUGGAGAAGGACAAUAAAACUGAAGUCUGGAAAGAUUCUUUGAAAGAAAAGUGGAAUGCUAAGUCGGUGUACGUGGUUGGAAAUGCUACGGCUUCUCUAGUGAAUAAAAUUGGCCUGGAUUCAGAAGGAGAAAGCUGUGGAAAUGCAGAGAAGCUUGCAGAAUACAUUUGUUCCAGGGAGUCACCAGCAUUGCCUCUUCUGUUUCCCUGUGGAACCGUCAAAGGAGAAAUCCUGCCAAAGAUGCUCAAGGACAAAGGGAUCCCCAUGGAAAGCAUCGUCGUCUAUCAGAAAAUCCCACACCCGGGAAUCCAGGUGAACCUCAACAGCUACUACUCUCAGCAGGGCAUCCCAGCGAGCAUCACGUUUUUCAGCCCCUCUGGCCUCACCUACAGCCUCGAGCACAUCCAGGAGUUAUCUGGUGACCACAUGGAUCAAAUCAAGUUCGCUGCCAUCGGCCCCAGCACGGCCCGUGCGCUGGCCACCCGGGGCCUGCCCGUGAGCUGCACGGCCGAGAGCCCCACGCCACCAGCCCUGGCCCGGGGCCUCCGGUUGGCGCUUCAGGCCCCCCGCUGCUGAGCCACCGGCCCUUCCAGCUGCGCUCCCGGGCCCAGGGAGACACGCCGCCACCGCGAGGAAGCCAGGCCUCAUGGGGCCCCCCGGACUUAUGCCUCAUGCCUCCAGGAACCAGAGGACCCCCGAGGAGCAGGGCCCGCAAGGGCCCUUCCCGCAGCAGGAAGAUGCCAAAUAAAGCGCCCGGGCUCUUCACCCUGACUGCCGUGUCCUUUGCUGCCUGUCACUUUCCUGCAAAGCUGUGUCCGCUGAGGAGACUGCAGGGCCCAUGCUCUGAGAAUGCCAGGCUUGGGGGCGUGAGCAAUCUGCUGUGUAGGGAGUAGCUCCGUCAUCUGAUCAGAGGCACCGUCAAGCUGCUGCCGUGUGCGCCGUGGACAGAGGCAGUCACCUACGAGAGACCUCUCUCUGCAGAAACCAGACGCAGAGUAGGCCAGUCCGGGCAUCUGAGAGGUCGGGGGUGGGUGGGUGUUCAGUUUGCUUA
This is a messenger RNA of Hyaena hyaena (striped hyena), 1524 nucleotides long. It is a transcript of the gene UROS, whose product is annotated as uroporphyrinogen III synthase. The record is from RefSeq and is a predicted model, not a curated record. Gene Ontology annotation, molecular function: uroporphyrinogen-III synthase activity. The transcript is spliced from 10 exons. The coding region runs from base 255 to 1049 and encodes 264 amino acids. Gene Ontology annotation, biological process: uroporphyrinogen III biosynthetic process. Lineage: Eukaryota; Metazoa; Chordata; Mammalia; Carnivora; Hyaenidae.